Larimichthys crocea (large yellow croaker) is the source of this 11925-nucleotide messenger RNA. It is a transcript of the gene xirp2b, whose product is annotated as xin actin binding repeat containing 2b. Bases 260 to 10249 code for a protein of 3329 amino acids. Lineage: Eukaryota; Metazoa; Chordata; Actinopteri; Sciaenidae. Gene Ontology annotation, cellular component: stress fiber; focal adhesion. The transcript has 9 exons. Gene Ontology annotation, molecular function: actin filament binding. Gene Ontology annotation, biological process: actin filament organization; actin cytoskeleton organization. The record is from RefSeq and is a predicted model, not a curated record.
CAUAGUACUGGAGCUGGUCUCCAACACUGACUGGGAUUUGCUUUUGGCUUGGAAAGACCCUGCAGGCCGGGGGUGCAGUGGCCUUCGUGUGGGAUUUCUACCUGCUGAGCUCAUAUUUUUUAUAAUUCAUCAUCCUCCUUACCUGCUGCUGGCAGCGCAGGUUUUAACCAGGGCAGGACUUCCCGAAAGAAAUUUAAACCAGAGGAACCGGAUUCACUCUGUGGGCUCGGAGGGUAUCCCACUGACCAACUGUGAGGCCAUGUACCAGGCAGCUGUCUCCAAGCGAGCAGAGAACACCAUCCCCAGCGGGGUCAUGGAAGAGUCGGACGUCUGUUCCCUGCCUGGGGGACUUGCAAGUGUGAGGAAACAAUUUGAGACCCAGGAAACUGCAACCUCACACAAUGUAACCCAGUUUCAUUUCCAUCACAGAACUGUGCAGGAAACAUCAAACUCAGAGGUGACAGUGUCAAGCAGCAGCAGGCAGGUCGUCCCAGGCAGUCAACAGCUAAAUUUCAACCAAGAAAUGAUGGUCUCAUACAGCAACAAUAACUUGGAAUCAAGUUAUGAAAACCAUCAAAAUGAAACAGAUGAGGAGUUUCCCAGGUAUACUACAAAAGAACUGAGGGAUCGCUUUGAAAGAACAAUAGAAGAGGCUGCUCCACAAAAGCCAAUGAAGAUUGAACGUGACAUCAAUCGCUCUAAGUGGUCCUCAAAUGUGACAAAAAACAACACAGUAACUAGUGAGGCAUAUGCAUCUGCAUCUGCUACUGAGGCAACAGAAGACACACUGGCUGAAGUGAUGGAUUAUGAGGACUUUCCGCCCCCACCAGCUGAGGAUUCUGACUAUCUUCCACCCCCACCGCCAGACUUACUACAAAUGCCAUCUGACAGUCAAAAUAUUCCAGCAUGCCAUUACUCACCUGAGCCUCCAGAACCAGCAAACACCUCCAAAUGCCCACUCAACAAAGAAGCUUACUUCAAGCAGAGGAGUAUGUAUGAGCUGAAACGUCUUUACAAGCACAUUCAUCCUGAGGUUCGUAAGAAUAUUGAGAAGGAGUACUACAGUGAUUACAAUGAAACUGAGAACAACCAGUUAGAGAGCCAAGAAUACACAUAUGAGGAAGAUGGUGGCAGCCCUGAUGAUAUCAACGAUGAAGAGUAUGUUGAAUGGGAAGAGAUUCUUCCCGGGGAGGUGCAGGCGAUGCGUUGGAUGUUUGAGAACAAGCCUCUGGACAGCAUCAAAGAUGAACCUGUUGAUGAGGACGACGAAAACAACAAAAUAACCCAACAGGAAAUCAUUCUUGGAAAAGAUGUGAGACGUACAGCUUGGAUGUUUGAGACCAAGCCAAUGGAUGAGCUGAACACACACAAAAUCAGCUCCACAGAAUACAAAAACAAAUUCAACAAAUUUGAUAAAGGAGAUGUCAGAGCUGCAGCUUGGCUCUUUGAAACCCAGACAAUGGACACACUAAAUAAAAUGCAUAAGGAGGAGGAUUUAACCAAAGAGAUUGUGUUCACAGAGGAGGAUGGAAAUGCUACUAUUUACAUGAUUGACAAUAAGUACAUGGAAAGCCUUGGGCACACUGAGACCAUUGACGAGAGCCACCUGCUGAGUCUAAGGUCAGUGUUAGAGGAAAUUAAUGGUGAAAUGAAAACUGUUACAACCACUUUUGACACUCAGUUUAAAUGCAUCAUUAUGGGUCAAUCAAGCCAAAUGCUGGAGAUUAAGUCUGUGCGUAAAAUUGAAACUGAAUUGGAGAACUCCAUUGCGUCACGUUGGCUUUUUGACACCCAACCGCUGGACAUGACAAACAGAGAACAUACAUCUUUGAAACUUGUCUGUAGUCUUUCCAUGGAGGACAGCAAUAAAGGAGACUGGGGCAGGUGGUUGUUUGAGAUAAAGACAUUAAAUUCUCUCAAUGAAUGGGAAAGCUCAAAAACGGAGACUCAGGAGGUCAGUGGAGCCGAUGUGCGCAAGCACUGCUUGGUGUUUGAAACCCAGCCAAUGGAUUCUCUGAAGGAUGACUCCAAUGCAAGACCCCAGUCCAUUGAACAAAUUAUCGGAGGCAAUGUUAGAUCUGCGAGACACUUUUUUGAAAGCAGCCCUCAAGCAGCGAGGAAGGCUCUCCCCGAGGUCGGGAAACUUCAAAAGGCAACAGUGAAUGAAGAAAUUAAAGGAGAUGUUAGACAUCAAAAGUGGCGCUUUGAGAGUCAAGCUCUUGAGCACAUAGGAGAGGAAAAGAAAAAGGUUACACGAACUGUGAAUGUUGAGGACGACCUCACACAGGAGGAUGGCACAAGCUGCAGGGCAGAUGUUCGUAAGAACUGCUGGGUAUUUGAGACUCAGCCAAUGGAUACUUUAAAAGAUGAUUCAAAUACUCUGCCCGUGACAAAGGAGGAAAUUAUUGCAGGUAACGUGAGAUCAGCCAGAAAUUAUUUUGAAACUAUUCCAACUGAGGAGCUAAAAGAACUUGCCGAGGUUGGCAAACUGAAAAAAACAGUAGCACUUAAUGAGGAGAGGGGUGAUGUAAGACAUCAGAAAUGGCGAUUUGAAAGCCAGCCACUCGAGCAAAUCAGAGAGGAAAAGAAGGACGUCGUCAGGACGAUUGACCUUGAAGAAAUUGACAGAGUGGAUGUCUCGAAUUACAAGCAAAUCUUUGAGAGCACAGAUUUAAACUGGAGAGAUGAAUCCCAAAAGAUUCUCAUAGAGGGUGUGACAUCCGGCUCUGUGAGAUCAAAUAAAAACCUGUUUGAGUCCACUCCACUGUAUGCCAUGCAAGACAGCUCGGGUCACUUCCAUGAGGUGAAAACAGUGCGCCGUGAAGAGGUCGUGAAAGGAGAUGUAACAACUUGCAAGUGGAUGUUUGAAACGCGACCAAUAGACCAGUUUGAUGAAAGCAUUGAUAAAUACCAAAUUAUCAAGGGCAUAUCCAAACAAGAAAUAGAGUCUGGUGAUGUUAAAACUGCAAAGUGGUUAUUUGAAACACAGCCUCUUGAUGGCAUUAAGUACUUCAGCAAUAUUGAAGAUGAAGAAGUGAUGGAGACAAGUAAAAACGUUGAGGUCGUGAAGGGUGACGUGAAAACCUGCAAGUGGCUAUUUGAGACAAAACCAAUGGACGUCCUGUAUGAAAGAGUAGAGAUCAAGGGUGAAAAUGAAUCUGAAGAAAUGCAAAAAGGUGACGUCAAAACUUGUACAUGGCUUUUUGAAACGCAAGCACUUGAUACUAUCCACGAUGAGACAGGGACCGUUCUGAAAGCAUGCACGGUGAAUCAAGAGGACAUUAGAGGAAAAGAUGUGAGAACAGCUUGUUUUCUUUUUGAGACAGAGAAUAUGGAGAACCUCACUGGAGAGGAGACGGGCUCUUUUAAACGUGUCACCGAGAUAGACAUUGCGUCUGGAGAUGUGUCAGGAAUGAAGUACGUUUUUGAAAACCAAACAUGCGACAUCAUGACUUCAACGUGCGAGGAAGAAAUGCAAAAGCUCAGGAGAAUUCAGGCCGAGGAUAUACAAAAAGGAAACGUGGUGAACUGCAAAUGGCUCUUUGAAAACCAAUCGAUAGACACAAUUCGUGAUAGCCAAGAGGAAUCUGUGAGCAGCCGCACGGUGAUUGAUGUACAAGGAGGAGAUGUAGAUAAGGGCCGUCUCAUUUUUGAGACCUGCUCCUUAGAUCAAAUUCAAGAAGCAUCUUCUGAAGACACAGAGUUGCUGAAAAGGCAAAAAAUUGUCCGCGAUGAAGAUGAGAAAGGCGAUGUGAGAAAUUACACCAUGAUGUUUGAAAAUCAGCCCCUUUAUGCCAUUCAGGACAAAGAGGGCCUUUACCACGAAGUCACCACCGUCACAAGUGAAGAAGUAACACGUGGAGAUGUCGUUGGAACACGGUGGCUGUUUGAAACCAAGCCCAUCGAUGCUAUCAAGGACACGGAUGAGGUUUAUAUAAUUAAAUCUGUCACCCAACAGGAUGUGCAAAAAGGAGACGUCACCUCAGCCAGGUGGAAAUUUGAGACGCAACCUCUCGACAGGAUUGCUGAAGAAAAGAAGGCUUUAAUAAAAACUGUGGAUGAUAUUCAAGGAGGCAACGUCAGGAUGAACAAAGAUCGUUUUGAGUGUGAUGCCCUGUCGCAGGAUUCUGUUAAAACGGUUAAUGUGAGCGAAAUACAAAAGGGCGAUGUCAGGACUGCGAAGUGGAGGUUUGAAACCCAGUCCAUUGACAAAAUAAGAAGCAUGAGCUCUGAAAAUCUGAUUGAAACAGUCAAAAAGGAGGAGGUUGCAAAGGGAGAUGUUAAACAUUCAGUCUGGCUCUUUGAGGAAAAUCCUCUUGACCACAUUAAAGAGGUAGAUGAGGAUGAAGAAAAUCGAGCCAUCACUAAAGAGGAGAUUUCCAAAGCAGAUGUAAAGACAACAACGUGGCUCUUUGAGACGACACCAUUUGACAACUUUAAUGAGACAAAAAUGGAGAAGACUGAAAUCAUGGGAAAGAGCAUCAAAGGAACUCUUGAGGAACUUUAUAGCCAGAAAAUGGUGAUGUCGAAAGGAGUGCUCAUUGAAGCUGAUGAAAUAGGCGACGUUAGGAUGGCUAAAUACCAGCUAAUGAAUAAGGACGCUCCGGAGAUUCAACGAGAGGAAGUCAUCAGGGGAGAUCUGCAGACUAUUAUGAUGAACCUACUGAACAGACAGGAAAGAAAGGAGCGGCAGGUAGUCAUAGAUUCGGAAGAGAAGGGUAAUAUCAGUUCAACGGUGCAGCAACUAUUCAAUCAAGAGAGAGACAGCAGUAUUGAAAGAGAGGAAAUAUUACGAGGUGACAUUCAGGAAGCUAUAAACAACCUCUUUAAUGCGGAUGGGUCGGCAAAACAUGGAAUACUCAUCCAGGAGGAUGAGAAAGGAGACGUGCAGAUGACAAUAUAUUCCCUCCUCAAUAAACAAGAUAAUGUUAAUGUUGAUAAAGAGGACAUUGUAAGAGGAGAUAUACAAGGUGCUCUACAAAGACUAUCCGACUCCGAUAAGUCAGAUCAGACAGUGAAGAUAAAAGUAGAUGCCACUGAAAAAGGAAAUGUCAACUUUUACUCCACAUGCAUCGAAUCUGGGUCUCUCGAUUAUCUUAAACAGCUCCAUUUAGAACCUGAUGAGACUUCACAAGACACAGCAGAGAAAGAGAAGAUUGUCGGAGGCGACAUCAAGGGCACAAAACUCAGCCUUUGUCGUAAUCAAAUGCAAAUUGAGCGCACAGUGGAGGAUGUUAUACCCGGUGAUGUUCACAACGCGGUGAAGGUUUUCAUGUCAGAGCCAACAGUGUCAUUGGAAAGAGUCCAAAAGGAGGAGAUAGUCAAAGGUGAUUUAAGAGCUACUUUGAAUUUGUUGUCUGAAUCAGCGAAUCAGACAGUUGUUGUCGAGAAAGAGGAGGUGGUGAAAGGUAACAUACCGAAAGCCCUGCGGUGCCUGGAGAGGGCUCAAACGCGGUACAAGGAGGUGGAGAAGCCAGAUAUCAUACCGGGAAAUAUCAAAGGAGCUCUAAGAUCCCUUGAGAAGUCAGCAACAUCCAGAGCUGAAACUGUUGUCGAGGAUUUAGUCUCUGGAGAUGUGAAGGCCACACUGAAAUCUCUGGAGCUGGCAAAGCAAACAGUGAGGGAAGUAGAAAAAGAAGAAAUUGUGAGGGGUGAUAUUCGCAUAGCAAUGCAAAGUCUGCAAGACGCCUCCAGUGAGAGGAUAAAGUGUCAGCAGGGAACAGAUGUUCAGGGAGACGUCAGAGGAACAAUUCAGCUCUUAAUGGAGACCCCACCUUCACCGAAGAUGCAGAGAAGCUCCAGCCUUGAGGGUGAUGUAAAGGGUGAUGUGAAGAUGUCAAUUAAGUCAUUAUAUGAGACUCAGGAACAAACCCAGCUGGAGAAAGAAGAAGUGAUAAAGGGUGAUGUUAAAGGCACUAUUAAAUCUUUGUUGGAAACAGCAAAGCGUGAAACUCCCAAAGUCAAACUUGGAGCCUACAGGAGAGUUAAAGUCAAGCAGAGCCCUCCAGUUAAAAACCUUUCUGCUGAUUCACAGAGAAACAUACAGAAAAUAAAGACAGCUAAUUUGGUUGAAACACAAAAGGAAAAUCAGUCCGUCUCUAAUGAAACCAAAAUAGUCACGACAAAGUCAAGUUCAGUGGAGCAGUCGACUCAGCAAUCAACAACUGUGGUGGAGCAUAAAACGAUAACCCAAAACCACGGCAUCAAAACACUGAAGACAGAGUUUCGUAAUCUAAAGUCAAAUCCGAAGGGAAUGAUAAAAGUAAAUAAAACCAAAGUAGAAACUAAUGUUUACGCCAUAAAACCACAAGCGCCAGAGCCCGAUCUGCCUCUUCCACCUCCACCUCCACCAGUGGCAGACGCUGACCUUCCUCCUCCUCCACCUCCUCCUCCUCCCUCUGUUGAUUCUGACAUCGAUCACCUUCCUCCUCCACCUCCACCGCUCACCAGUGAGCAGGACUUCCUCCCACCUCCUCCCUCUCAACAGGAACUGGAGAGCAUGCCAGCACAGGCAGUUCAUCCUUCACCAGUGAAAGCAAAAAAGAUGACGGUUAAAAAAGUGAAAGGUCCGGCUUUGCACCCGGUCCCGAAGCUGGAGCCUAAAGUCGAAAUCAAUAAAACACAACACGUGGAGGUUAAAUCAGAGAAAGUGGUAGAAAUGAGCCACAACCAAUCGAAAACAACAAUGCAUUCAUCAAAAACUGUUAAAUGUGAAAUCCCUCCACCACCCGAGUCACCACAGCCACUAAAGAAAGUUUACAUCCCUGUUAAAUUCACGCCUCCACCUUCUCCUCCUCCGUUCAUGAGAGGGCCAAUGAGUAAAUUUAAUACUCCAUUAAUAAAAGCAGAAGAAAAGUACCGGAAGAUAAGGGAGGAAAGCUCCCCCUCAACCACUCCAACACCUACUUUUAUACAUGACUCAGUGACCGCUGCUCUUGAAAUGCUUUCCAACAAAGAAACAGAGCAAUCAAAUAGCAACACAUCAGCUGAAAAGGCAGCAGUGAACGUUUAUUCAGAAACGCGAUCGUGUGAUUUAUCCAAACAACUCGCAGAUUCAACGAUUAUAUCUUCCGCUAAACCGCAAAUUGUCUCUAAUGAGACUACUAACUCCGUGUCCGUUCAAAAGACCUCGUCUGUUAGACAGCAGCAGAUACAUACGACCACACAGAAAACAGUUUCUGUUUCCUCCAAGCAGUCAGUCUGUCAGUCUGUCAUGGCUGAGAAAAUCCAGAGCUCAGUCACUGAAAAAACAGAAAAUAAGACGGCUGAUAGAAAGAAAGAUUCUAAAAAUCUGAAAACAGUUUCCUCCGGCAAAUCUGAAGAUAAAAAGGAAGAUGAAAUGCAUUCUGAUAAAAUUCCUAUUCAAAUAUUAAAACCUGAACCUGCUGUCACCAGUAAGGAGACUGAAAAAACAAGCACAUCACAAUCUGAGAACAAGAAGACAAAGGAUAAUGCAGCACCAGAAUUACCCAGUGACCUUCGUAAUCAGUCUUUAAAAAUAGAAAAUGCCACGUCAGACAAAAAGGAGUCCAGAUCACCACAGCGUGGUAACAAGAAGAAAGCUGAUCAUUCUCCUACCAAAGUUUCUGAUCGGCCAAUGCAAACAGAAAAGACAACAGAAAAUACAAAUGGAAAAUCAGGCCAAGCAAACCAGAAGGUGAAAAAGAACAAUAAGCAAGAAAAGCAAGUAGAGAUAAAGACAACCAGUGAGAGCGUUUCACAAGAUUUCAAGGUGGAGGUGAAGGAAGUUACCGAGGUGAUCAGUGAACCUAAAGAAGUAAAGACAGAGAUAAAGCAGGAGAUUAAGAGUGUUACUCCCUCUGUUGCUGCUGCUGUCUCUACAUCUGUUGUUACUGUUAACAUAACUGACAGCCAACCAGAAACUCCAACUCCAACAAAGAAGAAAAAGAGGUCCAAAAAGUCUAAAGGGGGUGGUCAGACAAGUCAAGGCAAAGAUAUUUCCACAGAAUCAAAGAUAGACAUUGUAAAAGUCAAAACAGAAUCAGCUGAAAAAUUCCCGCUAAUUCAGGAAAUAACUCCAGCUGAAAUCCACAAAAGCGUACAAGAAGAGCGCGUUCAAGUCAAGACAGAAGUCAUUACCACAGAAAGCAAAGACGAUCAGAAUUCCCAGCAACAAAAAGCAGCUCAGAAACAUGUGAAGGGAUCUCAGAAGAAAGGAGUGACAGUCAUGCAGCACAGCUCAGAGGAGCACGCAGAAGAAAGUAGGGAUGUCCCAAUUAUAGUGACAGGCGAGUCAGAACAAAAUGAACUGGUAAAGUCCACCACAGGGAGAACAGAGGUAUCUCAGAGGAAAGAGGAGGUGCACGUAAUAGUCUCACACACCACAGAGGUACAAGAAGUUUCAGAGAAGACCGAAUCUAAAUCUGUAAAUACUCGGCACGAUACGCUUACAGAUUGGCACAGCAGUCAUUGUGGACCGGAGGGAGCUGUGGUAGAAAUGGACACUCAAAUAAACUAUGAUAUGUUUUCGCAUGUGUGUAAACUACCGGAGCCUAUAGUGAUGGAUCUAGACGAUUUUGAGGCAAUGGAGAAGCAUGAAUGUGAGCAAGGUUCUGAAAAAUCUACCUCUGGUCGGGGAACACCAAGAAUAUCAAAGAUCAGUAUUGGUUCUGCCAAAGUAGAGCACCAGACAAAGAAAAAGAGCUCAGAUAAAAGACGGAAAGAAGAAGUGAGUCAAUGCAAGUCUGUUGACCUCCGAGCUCCCUCUCCAUCACUGAGGAUGCGUUCUCCCUCGCCAACAUUCAUCACCAUUGAGUCCAUACGAAGAACUGACUCACCCCAGAGAGUUACUCCGUCACCCACUCUGCUGCACAGGCCGCCCACGCCUCCAACACCGCCGCCACGCAGGUGUGACACCCCAACCUCACGCCUCACUAGAAUCACACCGUCUCCAACUUUUGACAGAGCGGAAAAUUUGGCGCGGCUGAAAGACACGACGGCAAAGCUGUCACGUGGCGUCACCCCACCACCACUACUUCCCCAACAAAUCUCAGAGAAGAAAUCAGAGAUUGUGGAGUCACCUGCAUCAUUCCAUCGGCAAAUUAAAAUCGAGUCCCAGUUUACGGAGGCUUCUGGGACGUUGAUUGCAACAGAUAAACCCAAACAGAGUUUAUCUGGAGAGGCUCAGCAGGUUGAUGUAGAAGUAGAACAAGCUAAUAUUUCAGAGGGUCUGAAUGCAAAUGAAAGUAAGUCUGAGAUCCACAUGCCUUUGUGUCAAAAUGACCCAGAUCUUGAAUCAGACGAAGAAGAGCCGUCAUGUGCGUCUGUCAGAGAAAAGAGAGAGUUUUUCGAAGGAGCUCAAAAGGCUGAAAUUACUAAGACCUAUAUGAGAAAGGAGCCCAUUGCUAUCCCUGAACGACUGGGCCCAGACAUGGAAGAGUGUGAGGCGGAAAGUAAAAGCAAAGAAAAGGAUGAGCUUCCCAGGGCAGACCUGUUUAGUCUUCUAAACAAAUUUGAAUCGCCAGAGGAGAAAUCAUAUUUCAAAAAAGACCUUAUCUCACUCACAGAUUGGCUUCACAACGACGCUGAAAGCACAGAAUGUGACAAAGAGACAUCAGACAUCCUGGAACAGGAAAUACCAACUUUUGACAUUCAGGCUAUUAAAAAUGUUUUUGAACUGAGCGAGCAAAGUUCCUCAUUCAGAGAGGAGAAAAAGGAUCAGGAGGAGCCUGCGUCAAGCCUGAGUGAAACAACAGUCGACACUUCAAAGCAGGAAGGUCCUCAAGAGACAAAGAGAGGCUCACGGAAGAGCACCCCCCUCCCUCCGCAUAAAAAUGAGGUGGAAACUGUGCCAGCAGAAGCACCAGCAGUCUCUGAAAGAAAAUCAAUCACGGAACAUUUCUCAAAUGUUGAUGAAUUUGGUAACAAGGUCACUGGGACAAGGACAUCUGUCACUGAGCACUUUGAGAGUGUGUCAAGCCAACAGGCUCCUUUUUCCUAUGCUGAUGCAGUUAAAAGGAAAGCUGCAGCGGCGAGCCGAACAGAAACCUACGACGAAGACGCCACUGAGAAGUUGCUGAGGAAUUUCCACAAAACGUGGUCAGAGAGUGAGACUGUUUUCAAGAGCCUCGGCUACACUGUUUCUGAAGAAUCCACGUCACAAGUUGUGUCACAUCAGACGAAGACAGUCUCGUCUGGCUCCAGUUCCGAAGUCGGAGCUCUGCACGGUAUGUCGGAGGAGAGCUUAUCCAAUGGAUGCAGUGAUAGUAGACAAAAAAAAGUACCAUAAAUCCUGUUUCUGCUGUGAGCACUGCAGUAAUAAAUUAAGCCUAGGAAAUUACGUCUCUCUCCAUGGACAUUUCUACUGUCCACCCCAUUACAAACAACUCUUCCAGCUCAAAGGGAGCUACGAUAAUGGACUUGGGCAGAAACCUCCUGCAGGAAGUGGUGGACCUAUCCCCUCAGAUGAGAAACUUGAACAUAGAUAUUCCAUGAACAGCCUAAGUUCAGAAAAACCACACGGCAACAAAAUAUCUGUAGUUUGGCCCCCACCGGCCGAUGCCCCAAAGAAAGCCUUUAAAAUAGAGGAAGACAUUCAGCUAACUAAACCACAGUGGCCCCCUCCAGAUAGCUCCCCGACGUUACCCACCAAACACCAACACAGAAAGGCUGUUCCCAGAAGUGUCCUUUGAAAUAAAGUCACCCAACCCCACAGUUUAGUCAAAAAAACAACAACCAAAAAACAAAGAAGAAGCACAAGAGAAUGAAUAGUACAAUGAGAAACUAGAAAGAACUGUUGGCAGAGUAAAGGAAGUGUUUGGAUGAAGGUCUUGCAGUUAAGUGAUUUAAAAGGGAACGUGAGAAGUAAGGAUAUGAAAGGAAACUUGUCGUGUAUAUACUUGUAAAUGGUGUGCAAGUGGAAAAGCAGGUUGUAACUAAUUAACUUUAAGUAAGUAAGUAAGUAGGAACUAGAAAGAUAGAUGUGGAUAAAGUGUGGAAAGUGGAUGUAGACGUGAAGCUGUGUGCUUUGAACUUUUCAUUCUUUGCAUUUUAUUUUUGUUUGUUUUCUGACUAGCAGUCACAGUCUUGACAGUUUCUGUAACCUGGGCUCUGUUUUCCUGUGCUUUUGUUUCCUCAGUUACAACAGUUUGAAAAGGACCCUACAGAGUUUUUGUUAGCAGUAACCAGAUACAGCUGUUAUAUCACAUACUUCAAACUACCAGAAAUUUACACUGCAGAACAAUGAGUCGAUAGUCUGCUGCUGCCUCAGUCUGUUAGUUACACUGCAGCCCAUUUCGUAGCUCUCGUCAGUUUGACACAAAAACAUCUGACAAUUGGGUCCAUGUCCAAAAAUACAGAAGAACAAUUAUUUUUUGCCUUGCAAUUAAAAACAGCAUCAAGACAAAUUUUAAGAUCUGGAUUAAAUAAAGCAGUGAUUACAAAUAAAUCUUCAUGUUACACCCUACAAUUCUCACUACUCUUCAAAAUAUCACUCCAAUUAGUCCCCAUUUCUGUUUAAUCCUGUUUCUUUUAUUCUAAAAUAAAUUGGUUUAUUGUAAAAUUCACUCAAUUUUUUUGCUACUGCAUAACGGUUCAUGGAAAUAGUCUCUCUCCGCUGUUGUAUUAUUUUUUCAGGACAUUUUUUUCUUUCAACAUAUUUUCAACAUUUUUGCUUUUUUUUUUUAAGCACCUGGUGUGCAGACUACUUCAUGAAAGCAUCUUGGAAUUAUUUUAUUUAUAAUAAUGAAAGUAUAUAAUAUAAACAAGUGAAUUGGUGAUAAUCAUGUUUGUUUUGGACAUUUGUAUCCUAUUUUGAACAACAAAUAUUUUUGAAUGAAUGAAUUUAUUUUUUAGAUUAGACGGUUAUACCUUGCUUUGUACAAGAAAAUUCCUGAUUCUGUCAUGCUGUCAGGCUGGUUCACUAACUUUAUUGCUGAUCUAAGGGCAAUAAAAUAUUGAAUUUAA